Messenger RNA from Mucor mucedo, 596 nucleotides. RefSeq lists its product as uncharacterized. NCBI's taxonomy places the organism in Eukaryota, Fungi, Mucoromycota, Mucoromycetes, Mucorales, Mucoraceae. Bases 164 to 541 code for a protein of 125 amino acids. The record is from RefSeq and is a predicted model, not a curated record. The transcript has a single exon.
AUCUGACAUGUUACACCGUCCAUCUUUGACGCCUCAUGUGUAACCUACACAACAACAAAAUAACACAACGAAAUAUUACUUGAUUGUCUAAACAACACGAGUAUAAAUAGAAAACUAUCCCUUCCUUCCCUUACUCGAUCUUCCAUAUUUUGCCCAUCAAAUAAUGAAAAUCUGCUUGCUGUUGCUGCUGUUGCUAUCCCUCCUUACGCUGGCUCAUUCGCUGGUAGUGAUCCGUGACGAUAUGACGCUCUUUAGUAACGGUAAAAACGACGACUUGUUCACAGUGACCUAUAAUUCCUGUUAUGUCAAGCUACCAGAUGAAUCCUAUUGUAUCGUAACGGGCGUAGAACAUUCCACUUGCAACCAUCACCAACUGGGUGUUCCCAAUAAAUGCAACGAUCAGCUCACAGAUUGCAAGGCUUGUCUAAACAAUUUUCAGAAUAUGCAAAGAGCAGAAACUCAGAGAAACUUCGGAAUCUGGUGUGAUCAAAAAAAUGGUUAUAUUACCGAAUACAACAGCAGUAGUCCUGUGUGUAAAUAACUGCUAGAAGAAAACUAACUAUUUCAUUAUCCUCCAAAAAAAACUAUAAAUACAG